Molecule: messenger RNA, 1995 nt
Organism: Chelmon rostratus (copperband butterflyfish)
Lineage: Eukaryota; Metazoa; Chordata; Actinopteri; Chaetodontiformes; Chaetodontidae
Gene: sirt5
Product: sirtuin 5
Exons: 9
Coding region: 139-1056 (305 amino acids)
Molecular function (GO): NAD+ binding; protein-malonyllysine demalonylase activity; protein-succinyllysine desuccinylase activity
Source: RefSeq, a predicted model, not a curated record
CUUCUUGAUAGGCUCAUUUCCUGACAACCACACCGAUCCACUACAGCCGCCGAGCUGCUGGACGGGGAGACGAAAACACCGACUCGGUUCUACUUUCCUUCAGCUGACGGUGUUACCUUCGGUGACAGUCAGAACCUGAUGAUUGUGCCCCAACUCACUCGCAGAGGCGUGAUAAACUCUCAUCUGUAUGCCCACCUGAAGAGGCCCCAGGUUAGCCAAGACAUGGCCAGACCCAGUUCAGACCUGGCAGCAUUCAGGAAGAUUUUCUCCAAUGCCAAGAAUAUAGCCAUCAUCACCGGAGCAGGGGUGAGUGCAGAGAGUGGCGUCCCCACCUUCAGAGGAGCAGGGGGCUACUGGAGAAAAUGGGAAGCACAGCAACUUGCCACCCCAGAGGCCUUCUCCAGGAAUCCCUCUCGUGUUUGGGAGUUUUACCACUACCGCCGCGAGGUCAUGCUCACAAAAAAUCCCAACCCCGCCCACCUGGCCAUUGCAGAGUGCGAGGAGCGACUGAGCAAACAAGGGCGUGAGGUUACAGUCAUCACUCAAAAUAUCGACGAGCUCCACCGCCGCGCCGGAUCCAAAGCCAUCCUGGAAAUCCACGGAAGUCUGUUUAAAACACGCUGUAUGAGCUGUGGUCAUGAAGCAGCCAAUUACAAGAGCCCCAUCUGUGCUGCUCUGGAGGGAAAAGGAGCUCCAGACCCAGACACGGAUGAAGCCCAGAUCCCUGUUCAGCAGCUGCCCAGGUGUGAGCAGACAGGCUGCCACGGUCUCCUGAGACCAGCUGUGGUUUGGUUUGGAGAGACUCUGGACUCAGACAUCCUCACCCGUGCAGAGAAAGUGUUGGACAGCUGUGACCUCUGCCUGGUGGUUGGCACUUCAUCAGUUGUGUAUCCAGCAGCCAUGUUUGCUCCUCAGGUGGCAGCCAGAGGAGUCCCUGUGGCCGAAUUCAACAUGGAAAACACACCAGCCACCAUGCGCUUCAAGUUCCACUUCCAUGGCCCCUGUGGGACCACAUUGCCCCCAGCGCUGGCACCCCACGAGACUGAGCAAAGUUAAAAAUGAGGCUGGAUGUCAGCUGCACACAGGCCAGACUGUCUAACACUGGAGGACUUUAUUGGUGCAAAUAAAAUAACGGGUUGAAUAUAAUAUCCAACAUGAACAGCGUGGGGACGGGAGUCACCAGAAAUAAGGCCAACAAAUCGAAAAACAUAACGGAAACUGUUCAAACUGUUGCACAGAUACAAUGUAUAAUGAAGAGUAAAUCAACUAUAUUAUAUAUAGUUACACACAUACACACAGAACUUUGGGCAUUUAAAUUCAAGUGGAUACAUUUUGUCUUUGUGGCCUCUAGCUCCAGUUGUGUAUUUUAAUUUGUGGCAAAGGAGACAUUUUUCUACAUGAGUAUCGAACACGACAACAAAAAGUGCUACGAUUCCAAAUCAUACCAGUUCUCUGGUGAUUGCUGCCACCAUUAAAUUUAUCACUGUGAAACUUGUGUUUCCACCAGUCCUUGAAAAAUGAUUAACUGUGCUGUUUAUAAAAGGCAAAGUUGAAAAAGAAACAAAUAGCUGAGACUACAGAUUCAAUACGAUCAAGUCAGCCAACUUUAUCACCCCUGUAGCAUUGGAUGCAUCGUGAAUGUGUGGCAGUAGGGGGCAGUGUUUAGCUGCUGUUGUGUAGACUGCUACACCUCCAGUAAGGAGUAAAAAGCUGACGCCUUCCAAGGGGGCUGUGCCUGAGAUAUGUGGUGAGGAUAUGUGUUUGUGUUUGUGUCUCUGUGUGUGUCAAUUCAGUGUUGCCUGAAUUUAUGUACUGUGAUGAAUUCUGCGUAUGAUGCCUUCCAGUGGCCACGAGUAAUCUACAGUUAAAUCAGGGAAACCAGUGACUGUGCAUUCCCUCAUGAGUCAUGAGGAGAUGAAGGAGGGUGUUAAGGUCUGGACAUGAUUGAAGCAACAUAUGAAAUAAAUACAUGCUCUUAUAAACUGAAGAGUGUCU